Colletotrichum scovillei is the source of this 1011-nucleotide messenger RNA. RefSeq lists its product as uncharacterized. The coding region runs from base 1 to 1011 and encodes 336 amino acids. The record is from RefSeq and is a predicted model, not a curated record. The transcript has 2 exons. NCBI's taxonomy places the organism in Eukaryota, Fungi, Ascomycota, Sordariomycetes, Glomerellales, Glomerellaceae.
AUGGGUUCACAUACCGGUGGCAAGCGCCGUUCCUCCGAUGAGACUCCGACCACCGGCAAGUCUGAUAGGAUGAAGAAGCAGAAGACGAAGAUGACCCACGAUCAUGAAGAGUUCGACACCGUGGAUGACGGAGAUAUCACCAUGCAAGGCACCGGAAAUGACCAUGAGAAUGACAGCGAGUUCGAAGAGGCCGAUGACAUGGAUGGCAGUGACUUUGACGACGAGAUUGACAACGACCAAUCUUUCAAUCGCGGCGACAUCGCUGGCAAGGACCAUCCCGAUGUGAUCUUGGGCGUGAUACCUGAAUGGUCCCGUGUCUUGCCCGACUGGCCCUUCGGCCUCGCCCCGCCUGAUAAAUCCACCAAGGCUGCCAAGUUGCAGAAGAAGGAGCUGGAGGCGGCACAGCAAUCAAAGAAAUCGUGGUCUUUGGGCCUGCCUCCUAGUCACAAGUUCCGCUCAAAGGAUUUCGUUUCCAAGGGUGUCUACAGCCUCCGUGACUAUCCGCCGACUGGAAAGCUCGCUUUGAGCCGCGAGGCUCUCAUCAAGGAGUAUCACGACGCCGGCAACAACACUGCUAAGCGCCCGGUCGCGAAUAUGUUGCCGGGUGCGCGCGUCCUCAUGGAAACCAACACCUACACCAAUUCCCGCGGGAACUUCCUCCGCCCGUACCUUCGAUUCAGAGAGACCUAUGACUUACACGAGUUCUUGGAGACAGGUGUUUCUCGCGUCCUCCAACACUUUCAUUACCCGUGGAUCAAAUCAUACGCUCGCAAGCUCAAGGCCGAAGGCAAGGAUCCGCUGAACGCCAAGGGAUUCUUCAAGCCGCCGCAACAGCCCCGCAAGAACAACAUCUUCCAGGAGAUCUUGAGGCUCGAUUCGGAGGAAACGCAUCAGACCCUUCAAAACAAGUCCGUCGAGGCAUAUCCCAGCCUGGUAGUGAUGAGAAUGCCGGAGUUUGCGUUCUCGAAGAAGAGCUUCAUGGAGCCCAUCGAUUAUGACAAAGUUGACUAG